UGGGUUUGUUGUUUGUCUAAUUGUCUUAGACUUAGAGGCACACCUCUCCUCAUUCCUCUCUCUUCUCCUUCCUUCUUCUUCUUCUUCUUCUUCUUCAUCCACCACCACCAUGAUGGCUCCAUAAUGACCACCUUGCCCACCACCACAACCUUCUUCUUCUUCUCAUCCCCACACCAAUCACACCUUGACUGAUUCCCCUAGAGAAAAAAGAAAGAGACUUCGGCAAAAUCAACUCCAGCCUCUCACCAUGGCUGAUGAUAAGGAAAUGGCUGCGUCUGUUGUAGAUGGUAGCGAUCCAACUGGUCACAUAAUUUCUACAACCAUAGGAGGCAAAAAUGGAGAGCCCAAACAGACCAUUAGUUAUAUGGCAGAGCGUGUUGUGGGAACUGGGUCAUUUGGAAUUGUUUUCCAGGCGAAAUGCUUGGAAACUGGUGAGACUGUGGCUAUAAAGAAGGUUUUGCAAGACAGAAGAUAUAAGAACAGGGAACUUCAAUUGAUGCGUGUGAUGGAUCAUCCAAAUGUGAUUUGUUUGAAGCAUUGCUUCUUCUCUACAACAAGCAAAAAUGAGCUUUUUCUCAAUUUGGUCAUGGAAUAUGUUCCGGAGACCAUGUAUCGGGUCUUGAAGCAUUACAGCAAUGCAAACCAGAGAAUGCCCCUUGUAUAUGUCAAGCUUUACAUGUACCAGAUUUUCAGAGGACUGGCUUACAUACACACCGUUCCUGGAGUUUGCCAUAGAGAUUUGAAGCCUCAAAAUUUAUUGGUUGAUCCUCUAACUCACCAGGUCAAGCUCUGUGAUUUUGGAAGUGCCAAAAUGCUGGUGAAAGGUGAAGCAAACAUAGCAUACAUAUGUUCACGUUUCUAUCGGGCUCCAGAACUAAUAUUUGGUGCCACGGAUUAUACAACUUCAAUUGAUAUCUGGUCAGCUGGCUGUGUCCUAGCAGAGCUUCUUUUGGGCCAGCCUUUGUUUCCUGGGGAAAAUGCAGUGGACCAACUUGUAGAGAUCAUCAAGGUUCUGGGAACACCAACACGUGAAGAAAUUCGCUGUAUGAAUCCAAACUAUACAGAUUUCAGGUUUCCACAGAUAAAAGCACACCCUUGGCACAAGGUUUUCCACAAGCGCAUGCCUCCAGAAGCAAUUGAUCUGGCUUCAAGACUGCUACAAUACUCUCCAAGUCUUCGUUGCACAGCUCUAGAAGCAUGUGCACAUCCUUUCUUUGACGAACUCCGUGAGUCCAAUGCCCGCCUACCAAAUGGUCGCCCAUUGCCUCCGCUUUUUAAUUUUAAGCAAGAGUUGUCCGGCGCUUCUCCAGAGCUUAUCAACAAGUUGAUUCCUGAUCAUGUGAAACGCCAAAUGGGUCUCCCUUUCUUGCAUGCGGCUGGCACAUAAAUGUGAAGAUUAUAUGCAGUUGCUAUCUUCCAGUUGAACUGUGACACACAAAGGCUUCCUAUCUUUGUGGUUAAAUCGCCACUUAGUUAGAAUCCUGAGGAUCAUCAUAUUUUGCUCUGCCUAUAAGACUACCAACCGGGGUGGAUGGAUGGCAUCUUGUAAUGUGUUCUCUUCUACGGUUUCUUCCCCUAUCCCUCUCUCAUCCUUGUCUCCCGAAAUUCCUUUUUGUUGCUGUAAAUGUUUGAUAGUAAAGAUAGACCGAGACUCCUGAGAAAUCUGCUAGAGGAAAAGCUAGAAAAAGUGUAUCUAUAUAGCUAGGAAGAGAAUCCCUAAUAGAAUGUUAUGUUGGUGGUUGCUGGGCGGGUUUGCUUUCACUUCAAUGUUGUUUCUUUAAGGUGGUUUGUGGUGGCUGACUUGUAAUUGCGGUCAAAUAUUCACUUUACUGUUUGUGCAAGCUUAAAAGUAAUGCAUUGUUCUCUUGUCAA
Messenger RNA from Rosa rugosa (rugosa rose), 1872 nucleotides. Its product is annotated as shaggy-related protein kinase eta. Gene Ontology annotation, cellular component: cytoplasm. NCBI's taxonomy places the organism in Eukaryota, Viridiplantae, Streptophyta, Magnoliopsida, Rosales, Rosaceae. Gene Ontology annotation, molecular function: protein serine/threonine kinase activity; ATP binding. Gene Ontology annotation, biological process: signal transduction; protein phosphorylation. The record is from RefSeq and is a predicted model, not a curated record. The transcript has 12 exons. The coding region runs from base 248 to 1387 and encodes 379 amino acids.